CUUUCAAAUAUAUAUAAAAUAUAUCGCUCUACUUAGCGUCACUAACGCUUCAAGUUGACACAGUGCUUAUAUAACGAAGGUCAUGAAGAGUAGAUAUCACCAACCACAGUUCUAAACCGAUUCUUAGUCAAACUGUUCAUACAGACAUACAGAUUAAGUGUGAAAUUGUGCCGUGAGCAUGAACCUACCACUUCUCUUUGGUGCUGGGCUGUGUUUUAUAUUCUGGUUAUAUAUAAAAUGGUUGAAAAUCAAGAGGUACUGGGCGGACCGUGGCGUUCCUCAUCUAACUCCAGUUCCAGUGCUAGGCAAUCUCACAUUCAUCCAGAGAGAAAAUGCUGGCCUUUGGUUUCGUCGAAUGAACCAACAGUUGAAAAGCCCGUACAUAGGCAUCUGGAUCCUCUGGAGACCUGGUAUCGUUAUCAACUCUUCAGAAAUUGCUCGCGACAUCCUAAUCAAGAAUUUUGGCAACUUCCGGAAUCGCUUCUUAAGCAGUGGCGAAACUGACCCUAUCGGAGGUCUUAAUUUGUUCACAGUAAAUGAUCCUAUCUGGUCCACGAUGCGAAAACAUCUUAGCGGCGUGUUCACAACCUCCAGGCUUAGGAUUCUUCAAGACUUAAUGCAAACCAAAGCUAAGGAAUUGGUUCAGAGGAUCCACAACGACCGCGACAUUAAGAUUCAUCUUAAGAGAAUGUACGUAGAUUACACGACCGAUAUAAUUGGUUCAUCUGCCUUUGGUGUUAAAAGCGACGCGACCCUCACAGGUGUCGGACCUCUUAGGGAUGUCACAAAUGACUUCGCAACAUUUAACCUCUAUAGAGGUAUCUCAUGGUUUAGCAUAUUCUUUUUUCCAGAAAUUACCAACUUUUUUAGAUUUAAAUAUUUUCCAAGGACUGCAACGAAAUAUUUUAAGGAAAUAUUUAAUUCCGUAACACGACAACGUAAAACAAAUCAAAGAGAUGCUAAAGAUCUACUUGAAAUUUUGAUUAAAAUUCAACAAGAAAAUGAAGGUUACUCAGACGACGUUAUAAUUGCUCAAGCUGCUAUUUUCUUAUUCGGUGGCUUUGAAACUUCAGGAACGGCUUUGACGUUCAUUACAUAUGAACUGGCCUAUAAUCCUAUAUUUCAGGAUAAAUUAUAUCAAGAAUUAUUAGAAGCUGCGCAACAAAAUGAGAGCGAAAAUUUUGAUACAAACAUACUAUCAAAUUUAACAUAUCUUAAUUGUGUUAUUAAAGAAGGUCUUCGAAAAUAUCCAACAAUGGGUUGGAUCGACAGAAUAGCCGCGAAAGACUACAACAUAGAUGAAAAAUUAACAAUAGAAUCUGGUACCGUUGUUUAUAUCAAUAGUAUUGGGAUGCAUUAUGACCCUAAAUACUUUCCUGAGCCUCACAAGUUCGAUCCUGAUAGAUUUCUACCAGAAAACAAAUCUAAAAUCGAACCAUACUCCUAUCUCCCGUUUGGAGACGGACCAAGAGGCUGCAUUGGCAAAAGAUUCGCUUUUAUGACAAUGCAAUUUGCCUUGGCGUCAGUCCUACUUAAUUACAACAUAAAACCUUGUCCGAACAUGCCCAAGCCUGCAGAUAUUAAGAUGGAUAAGUGUGGGUUAUUGUUACUGCCCGGAGAAACGUUGAACGUUGAAUUCAUUCCAAGAAAAUAAUAUAAGCUAAUGAUAUUUAUUAGCAUUAUUUAAAUAAACAUCUGAUAAAAGGUU
This is a messenger RNA of Nymphalis io (European peacock), 1708 nucleotides long. Its product is annotated as cytochrome P450 6k1-like. Lineage: Eukaryota; Metazoa; Arthropoda; Insecta; Lepidoptera; Nymphalidae. The transcript has 10 exons. Bases 179 to 1654 code for a protein of 491 amino acids. The record is from RefSeq and is a predicted model, not a curated record. Gene Ontology annotation, molecular function: iron ion binding; heme binding; monooxygenase activity.